This is a messenger RNA of Clonostachys byssicola, 1308 nucleotides long. The record is from the annotation of a GenBank genome assembly. Lineage: Eukaryota; Fungi; Ascomycota; Sordariomycetes; Hypocreales; Bionectriaceae.
GGGACCUUCGAGAAAGACAUCGUCGAAGGUGCGAGCGAGCUGCUACGACGCCACGAAAAAGAAAGCAAAAAUCCUGCGGAGCCUGUGUCAAGGCUAAAGUCGGCUGCGACCAAGUGCAACCUUGUUGUUCUCGCUCCUAUCUUGACUCUUAAUCAGGUGGAACAUCAUGGUGGAUUGAAUACUACUCGAACCCUCGAAUCAGGCAUAGACUCUCACCAGGUUGAAGACAUGGGUUAUGAGGACACAAAUGGUGUCGCUUUUCAACCUACCGAGAAUCUGCAAUGGAUCGAAGACCCCCUAGAAGCCGUUUCCGGAAUUGCUGAAGAGAAUUUAUAUCUUGUCUCCCAUCCGGGUGUGAGUAAAGGACACAGCGGUUCUGGAAUAAACUUGCUGGAAUCUUUCGGGAUACCGUCGACUGGCGGUUUACCCCAACAGAGCCAAACGACUGGUGAUUCUCGAUUUGAGAGCUUCACCUGGUAUCCCCCCUUGAAUUGGGACGAACUUCCUGAUAUUGAAGAGGAAAUAAGCACAGCUUUGAGAGCGGAAACAGAAAUUGAGGAGCCAGGUAGGCCGAAUCUUGCCCUCAGUAGGCUGCCGGGUCCCGAUUCUUCUGCUGGAAUCUUUGUUACCGGGCAUUUUGAAGACUUGGGAAAUGACGAGAACUGGAUGGAAUAUAUCUACGAAUUCCCUCAGAUGAUGCUCAAGGCUGGAACAUACCCGCCUUUUGUUCAUCCAAGUGUUUACCGUUGUUCCGAAGGAGAGGUCACCGCGCCUUUGGCAAUAGCAUUCUGCUGUUUAGGCUCGUAUAAUGCCGCAAUGCGCAGCAGUGAGAAGUUUGCAUAUUCAAUGAUCAACCAAGAACGCGAGAAAUUGAUCAAAGAUUUUAUGACGAGAUACUUGGCGCGGACUCAGACCACCAAAAUUCUCUGUUCUCCGCAAGAAACAUGGGAAUCAUGGGCUCUUUCAGAGACGAUUCGUCGCACAAUCUUGCUUGUUAAUAGUAUCAACUCCUUAUCAUGCAGGGUUGGGAGGCAGGACCCUCGUUUAUUCGAAUCUCUAGACGAUGAACUUGUCUUUCAAUCACCUCUGCCCGCAGCUAUUGACAUAUGGAGAGCCAAGACAGCCAACGAAUGGACCUCCAAGAAACUAUCAAUGAGCGUCAAAGCAGCCGCAAGAGAGAAGCUAGAAAUUGGCACAGCGAUCGAGGGCCUAAGUCUUGGCGAAAUAGCUGGGUACUCAUAUGCUACAGACCCUGAUCAAUACUCGCGGAUGGUGCGCUUUAUCAGGGUCAUCAUCCUCAUCUAUUAA